GAAUAGCAGUAAUAGUAGUAGUAAUAUUACUAAUAGAAAUAGUAUUCAUCAUCAUCAUCAUCAUCAGCAUCAUCAUCAUUGAUAUAAUCGUCGUACGACUGAGCGCCAAAGCAAAAAUUAUCCGUCUUUGUUUUGCUUCUCUUUCUUUUUACUUCCGUACAUGCAGGUCAUCGUUACGGGUAUUUUUUGUCGAUCGAUUACUUUUGAAUUUACGUAAGUUCGAUGUGUACGCGAGAUGCUCGAACGCGAUAAUAAUAUUGUCUACCCUCGGCGUUUAAGCGAAAGUUUAAACUUUGUCCGUGACAUCCAGCAUAGAAUGUACUCGAUAUCUUUCAAAUUAUCUAAUCGUGUUCUGUUCAUUAUCAUAUAUAUUUUCGUCUAAUCGAUCUCUGAUCGUAUUGAUAAUAUCCUUGAUUGAACAGACAGGAAUCGGUUUGAAGUAUCUGCGUCUUCUUGUGAUCUUCUAACUUACCAAUAUCAUCGAUAUCUUUGUCCAAAGUUACUGCUAGAUUCAUGGUUUAAUCGUUAUUACAGCAAAAAUGAUCAAUUAUUAAUUCUAAACUUUACUUGCGUGAGGGUAUUUUAAAUUGUGAUCAUGGAUUAAAUGCUGCAUUAAUCAAAAUUGAUUUUGUACUUUAAUUGUUAGAUUAUAUGUAACUAACUAUGUAUAUAUAUAUAUGUAUGUAUAUAUACGUAUAUAUGUAUAUAUAUAUAUAUAUACACACACACAUGUAUGCUAUGUGUAUAUGUACUUGGUAUGUGCCAAAGUGCGUGUAUGCAUCCAUGCGUUACUGACGAUCGCGAUAGAAAAAUUUAUAUUUGCAAAAUUUUGAGAAAUAAUUCUCGAGAUACGAGAUUAUGUAGACAAUUGUAAAACGAUCGAUAUUUUUAUACAAAUAUUUGUGACUAUUGCGCGGCCAAGACUGAUGCAAUCUCUUGGGACCAACAUUUGAGACACAAAGUCCUACUAAACGUUACAUUCUAUUCUAUACUUUGUCUGUGGUCUUACUGUCAUCAAUCAAUUAUCAAAACAGGAUGAAUAAGAUUAAUAUGUAUUCGCGAUUCAUUUGCUACGAUAAAAAAGAAUAGACACAAUGCAAAUAGGAUUGAUAAUCGUACAAGUGAUCGCAAUCGCGAUUACGGUAAAAUGCAGCGAUAUUACUUCCGCGGUGUUCGGGAACGUAUUAGACGGUAUGCCAGCCGCUUUCGGUGAUUUUAAUUCCGAUGAAUUGACCGAUGUAUUCAUGCUACGUAAAAAUGGUACGACUGUUGAAAUUUUUCUGGCCGCUGAACAAGAGCCUCUUUUGCGACCAAGCUUUGACUUAAGUUGCACAUUUCGUCGUACUGUCGUUGGUGUGGUGCCAGGUGAUUUUGACGGAGAUGUGUUUAUGGACGUGCUAGUGAUCACAUUCGACAAGGAAAGAAGAUUGUCGUACGUAUAUAUACUAUGGGGUGGAAGUGGUCGGUUGAAUUGCACGAACGAAGAACAUCCUCUGCUUAACAUGACAGGUCAACCAUUGGCUCUUGAUUACAAUGGCGAUAUGAUAAUAGAUUUAUUUGGCUUGAAUCAUAAAAACGAGCGUACAUUCUGGGUGUUCAAUCAAAGCAGGAAAGCACCGACAGCUAUACCAAUGGAUACACCACAAAAAGCAUCGAUCAGUCAACCUCACUCGAAUGCUUAUCUCGACUUAAACAACGACUUUUUAGCAGAUCUAGUUGUCACUACAAAGAAAUAUUUUGAAAUUUGGCACGGAGUCGAGCAAGGAUUUCAAUUUCACAAACCGAUAUCGUUCCCCUAUGGCAUAACAUUGGAUGAUUUUAAUGGCGUGCUUGGACAAACGCUCUAUUUGGAUGUCGAAUUAACGGGCAAAAUGUCUUUGCUUUUGCCUCUCUGUUUCGAUGACGCGUGUACAAAUAGCACGAUCAUGAUGUACUCUGAUGUACAUGGUACAUCUGAUAAGUGGUACAAUCUGAAAGUAAACUUCAGAGAUGGGGAUAACGUGUUGUGGGGUUUCGUGAAACCUGAUGGACAACGAUACACCGAUACCAUCACUCUUCGUGGCGGUGAUUUCAACAUGGACGGUUAUCCGGAUUUGUUAGCCACGUUAAAAUCGACCAAUGGAAAACAAAAACGUUCCUAUCUAUUGGAGAAUGUCGCAUGCGAUUCGUGCGUUGGAUUCGCCCGAAAAUUCGAAGUUAAAUGGCAAGCGUUGAACCCAUUCCACAAUGAAACCGCUAUGGCGGUAUUUUAUGAUUUUUAUCAAGAUGGUAUUUUAGACGUAAUCUUGGUGGAGUUGGAGAAAAGUAGCAACACUUAUCGUACAGCCGCGUUUAAAAAUAGUUUAGAUUAUGAUGCAAACUUUGUCAAAGUGAUGGUGUUGACAGGACGUAACAACAGUAUGUAUCCAAUUUCUCCUGGUUCGCUCGGCAAGAAAAAGAGAACAUACGGAACGAAUCUUCCUGGCCCAUCGAUUGCCUAUCGAACCACCACACAAGAUGGCAGUCCGCGGAACGCGAUUGCUGCUCAAUUGCCGCAGAGCGCACAUUUCUCUCUCAAUUUACCCUACACGACUUUCGGUCUGGGUAGAACGCCCAAUUUUGUCGACGCUCUCACCAUCGGGGUUGGUGGAAAAUCACGAGAAUGGCCGCAAAUUAUUCCCAACUCUCAAAUGGUAGUAAUUCCAAAUCCGAUAGCGGAACCUUGGCGAUGGAAAGCCCAAUUAUUCGUAACACCUAGCAAAUUAAUUUUACUCAGCGCUGCCGCGUUGACCGGUACCUGUGGUUUAAUAUCCUUGAUUAUCAUCGCUCUGUAUUGGAAAGAGCGAAGAGAAGACAAGAUCGAGAAACUUCAGGAAGCACACAGGUUCCAUUUUGAUGCGAUGUAAAGGUCCGAUGUAAAAAUCCGUUGAAUAUCUUUAAGAAAAUUGUAUUUAAUGUAAUAAUUUAAUGUAAUAAUUUGAUAAGUUAUUCCGUAAUCGAUAAAUAAAUAAAUGAUUCGUUAAAUUAACAAAUAUACAAACAUCUACAAAGAAAUGAGCGAGUGAACGAAUAAAUGUAUACAUAUGAUUGGACGCGAUGUAUCAUAUAAAUCGAUACGAUUAAUGGUACUCGUGUAGGUGUGUGUGUGUGUGUGUGUGUGUGUGUGUGUGUGUGUGUGUUGCAAUAUGUUUAAUUUAAAGAAACUUUGGCGGUAUUUUGUACAAUAAGUUUCUGAAAUAUAUCGCGCACUCUCUUUGUUUCAGAUAGAAAAUCGUCGUGAUUAAUAAAAUUGACAAUUUAUUGA
Messenger RNA from Apis florea (little honeybee), 3283 nucleotides. Its product is annotated as T-cell immunomodulatory protein. Gene Ontology annotation, cellular component: plasma membrane. The record is from RefSeq and is a predicted model, not a curated record. NCBI's taxonomy places the organism in Eukaryota, Metazoa, Arthropoda, Insecta, Hymenoptera, Apidae.